UUGUAGCUGUAGUAACCACCAGUAACAUCGGUUCCUACUUUUUUUUUUAAUCCAUGACGGGCCUUCGCGGAUCUAUCCGCCUAUCCAUACCCCGUGAUCACCAAAACAACACAACAAAGUGGGGGAAAGAUGGCGAGCGGAGAGGAGGCUAGAUGCCCCUCUGUUUCUUCCGUACUCGAGGACCUGUUCCCUGCCGGAGGAUCAGAGCAAGUAUGCAGUGAUGGGAACCCUGAGCUCGUGCAACUGCGGGAGCGUCUUCAAGGCUGGCUAUCGCAAUAUGAGCCUUUGCUGUUAUGGAUGCAGAGGCUGCUUGUUUGGGAAAGGCCGCUCUACAGCAUCUUUGUUGCUCUCACGCUGAACACCUUGUUCUGGCUUCUGUCUUCGACGUCCCUGCGUCCUCUCUUCCUCCUGAGUCUUUCCAUUCUAGGGCUCAUGCAGCUGGAGAGAUGGAAGCAUAAGUUACCUCUUACAACAGUUCAGUAUCCUGAGGCCAACCCAAUGGAAAGAGAGACCAUGAAUGUGCAACCCCGGCUCCUCAGUAUUCCAGAGCUCAGCCACCACCUGGUGGAGAGCUACCUCUACUGCUGCCUCUUCGUCCAGGAGAUGCUGCAGUACAAAAGGCAGAACCAUGGAAAGUUCUGUGCCAUGAUGUGCUCUGGCUGUUCUGUGCUCGCCGUGGUGGGACACUACGUACCAGGAAUCAUGAUAUCCUAUAUCAUCGCGCUGAGUGUGUUGGUGUGGCCUCUGGUGGUGUACCACGAGCUUAUCCAACGGAUGUACACAGGCCUGGAGCCCAUUCUGAUGAAACUGGACUACAGCAUGAAGGGAGACACGCAGCACCGCAAGCACGAUAAGAGGAAGGUGAAGAAGGAGGUGGAGGAAGGGGAUGAGCCCAGGGCUGAGACAGAGAGCGAGAGUGAGGAGGAGCUGUCCUGCUUUGCCCCCCUGGUGGAUGCAAAGACCACAGCCCUGGCUAUGGCCAUCACCGACUCAGAGCUGUCUGACGAGGAAGCAUCCAUUUUGGAGAGUGGGGGGUUCUCCGUAUCCAGAGCUACCACCCCACAGCUCACAGACGUCUCUGAAGACCCGGACCAGCAGAGUGUGCACAAUGACCCAGAGGAGGCCUUCUUAAGGGACCGAUCUGAAUUCCCCUCGGUUGACGAGUUUCCCAUCGAGCACAGCCUCCUCCACUUUCCGUUGCGGGGCCCCGGUCAGGGCCAAGGGGACGGGGCUACGGCUGGGGGAAUACGGCCCUCGGAGGGGGGGGAGCCCAUGAGCCCGGCCAGCCUCCUCAUCCAGCACCUGGCCUCCCCACUCCACUUUGUCAACACACACUUCAACGGACGUGGAAGGCCACCAGGUGGGGACCAGGGACCACUGCUGAGUGCUGGGACAGCGGAGGAGGUGGUGCAUGGGGGGGAAGUGGAGACCCAGGCCCCGAGGCAGUCACUGGAAGCCCUGAGUGAGGAGAUUGUGAACACGGCAAUCUCCACAGUGGUGCAGAACACUCUGUCGGCCAUGCUACGCUCCACCGAGGACAGCAAGGUCCCCUCAAUCGCAGAUUUCCUGCCCACCGACACGCCCCCUAGUACCCUGGAAAGUCCCCAUGUCGCCGAGGCAGAAAAGGACCAGGAUGAGGUCGCUGUGGAGACCGAGGAGAGGAGUGCUGAGGAGAUGCCGGAUGACAUGUUUGUACCGACCGAGGAUGAGGACUUUGAGCUUCUGGACCAAAGUGAACUGGAGGAGAUGGACGAGGACCUGCUGGGUCUUCUCAGUCCUGAUGGACAGGGGAUAGUGGGAGUGGCCACUCCCACAGACACACCCCCAUCUCCAACGCACCAACCAGAGUCCUUCUAGCGUCCUCAUCACCGCUCAUACCCUACUGUUUUGUUUUAUGUAGAAUAACAUUAUACAGAUAUAUAUGUACACUUAUCAAAGUGUCUGUGGUUAGUGGCAGUUGGUUAGUGAUUGAGAUCACUGUGGUUGAUUCUGCCUUCACACUAUCACUGUGGAUGAGUCCCGAAUGGGACCCUUCCCUUUACAGUGCUCUACUUUUUUACCAGGGCCCAUAGGGCUCUGGUCAAAAGUAGUGCAUUAUAGCUAGAAUAGGGUGCCAUUUGGGAUGAAACUUGUGUUUCUCGAGGCUUGGGCUUGAUGGCACCUGUGUUUGACAGGGUUGUAUUGCUUUUAACCAAGGGAACAAGCCAUUUGAGUUUUGGGAACUACUAGUAAUGUGUUUGGGUGGCAGGAGGAAGGGUUUGGAGCCUUGUCCCAAAUCUGUUUGUGCUGUAUGUUGUAAUGCUAAAUGCAGUUUGGUAUAUUACAGCACAAUCUGCAAUGGGACCAGGCUAUAGGGACCAGAUCUACAACCACCCUUCUCAAAGGAAAUUAUUAACAUAUUAUAUGUGGAUGGAUUCUUUGAGAGAAAGAAAAGGUUUUUGUUUUGAUUAUAUUAAUAUAUAUGAUAUAAACUAUUUAUUGCCGUCAUGCGGGAAUUUUAAACUAAUAAAGAUUCUCUAUGGUCAGUAACCCAAGUCGA
Messenger RNA from Oncorhynchus mykiss (rainbow trout), 2539 nucleotides. Its product is annotated as reticulophagy regulator 2. NCBI's taxonomy places the organism in Eukaryota, Metazoa, Chordata, Actinopteri, Salmoniformes, Salmonidae. The record is from RefSeq and is a predicted model, not a curated record. Gene Ontology annotation, cellular component: membrane.